Molecule: messenger RNA, 1566 nt
Organism: Moesziomyces antarcticus
Lineage: Eukaryota; Fungi; Basidiomycota; Ustilaginomycetes; Ustilaginales; Ustilaginaceae
Exons: 1
Coding region: 1-1566 (521 amino acids)
Biological process (GO): chromatin remodeling
Cellular component (GO): Ino80 complex
Source: RefSeq, a predicted model, not a curated record
AUGCCGGCCGACUACGAUGCACUCUCGGACGGCAGCGAGCUUACGGGUGAAGACUCUGCCUCGGACCACCACCGCGAAGAGGACGACGACGAGGUCAUGGCCUCCGCCCCGCGCACACCCUCCAAGAAGCGCCGUCGCAUCGUCCGCGCAACAGAGGACGACGACGAGGAUGAAGAGGAAGUCGCGGACGCCCUCGAGGAUGAUGCUGACCAGCUUGAUGACGACGAGGAGGAGGAAGAAGACGAGGUGGAGGAUGACAACGACGAGCUUGACGAAGACGACGAGGACUACGACGCGCCUUCUACCUCCCGGGCGCGGCCGUCGCGCACGUCCGGGCGACAAUCGGCAUCAUCGUCUCGCGGAGCAGGCACACCCAAGAGGGCAUCUCGAACGUCCACUCGCACUGCUGCCGUCGAGACACCACCUGCCAGCACGGGUGCGAAGAAGUCUCUGCGUGUCAAGCUCACCCGCACGCCGAACGCUGCAUCCGUCCCUGCGCCCGAAGCCUCCUCCGUCCCUUCGAGCCGUCCGACGCGUGCAGCAGCAGCCGCUCCACCUUCGCGCCGCGCCAUGGACUCGACCAAAGUCAAGUGGAAGCCGCGCGGCAAGGGCAAAGACUCGGACGUGGACGACGACUCGAUUCGCACCCCCGAUGAGGACGAACUCGAUGACGAAGAGCCGGACGUCUCUCGCGCCGUCACUGCUGAUCCGGACGACUCUGGAUCUGAUUCGGCUUCCGAGCCGGACGAGGCGACUGCUGCAGAGAUGCAGGCAAUCAUCGGCAAGACGGCGCGCCAGCUCGCGCGCGAGGGCGGCGUCGAGUCCGAACACCUGGAGCUGCCCAUGUUUGAUCCGAACCGCAAAAAGAAGCUCACCGAGAACGAGAUUGCUCUGCGCCGAAGCGAGACGGCGCGCAAGAGGAAGAACCAGGUGGAGAAGAAGCUCGAAGACGACAAGGUCGAGACGAUCAACCGGCUGCUCAAGAAGCAGGUCGGCAGGAGUCGCAACAAGCUUCCGCGUGCGGGCAGUGCCGAGGACUCGGACGACGAGGCCGAACAAGCUCGUCGCCGCGGACGCGAAGAGAUCUCGCGCAAGGCGCUCAAGGAGAUGCCUGCUCCGUUCUUCAGGUACAUCGACCGUGCCGACGGCAAGAUCCUCGCGGUCCCAUCGGGCCCACCGCUAGUGGAGGAGGUGUGGGGUCCGAACUAUGUCCAGGUCAACCAGGCGCUUAUUGAGGAGGUGGACGCUGACUCGAUCGCGACGGCUACCUCGGCGAAAGCACGAGAGCUGGAGGAAAAGGCCAAGCAACGCUUCCAGCAGCAGCGCGAGCGCUGGGACGACGACCAGACGCUCGAACGCGUCUGGGGUCAAGAAGGGCUGUACGAGUACAAGCUGCGCGCUGCCUUGGGUCAGACGCGGCGCGAGUGGAUCGGCAACCGACGCGCACCCACGCCUGAAAACGACGCGCAGUCCGAGGACAAAGACGAGGAGGUCGACCAAGAUGCCGAUGCCGCCGACGAAGACAACGAGGCUUCCGAGCAGCCAGAUGAAUCCGAGUCGAAAUGA